This is a messenger RNA of Nelumbo nucifera (sacred lotus), 441 nucleotides long. The record is from RefSeq and is a predicted model, not a curated record. NCBI's taxonomy places the organism in Eukaryota, Viridiplantae, Streptophyta, Magnoliopsida, Proteales, Nelumbonaceae.
AUGGAGAAUGCAGAAUGGCCUUGUGUUAUGUCUCAUCGUUGGAUCAAUAGGUUAGGUCUCCCAGAGGGAACAAACCCCAUUUUCCUCUUUGAGAAGCAGCUUACACUUACAGAUACUAGUAGCAGCCAAUAUCGUUUGACGCUUCCUGUUUACUGGGUGGAGAAAAUUAUUCCUCUAUUGACAAGUGAGGAAAGAAAUCUAAUGGGGAGAGAUGGAUUAGAAGCCCAGUUGUGGGAUCAUACAGGGCGAAAGGGAGAGAUUCGAAUCAGGUCUCAACCUACUUUUGCUAUUGUGGGGAGGGGGUGGAAAGAGCUGAUGAAUGCCAACCAUUUGACAGGCGGUAUCGACUCAGUUCGCUUAUGGGCUUUCCGCCAUGGGAAUGAACAGAAGUUCUGUUUGGCUCUUGCUCAUGUUCGACUACCCUCUGAACUUUAUAUGUGA